Messenger RNA from Ostrinia furnacalis (Asian corn borer), 720 nucleotides. RefSeq lists its product as uncharacterized. The transcript has 4 exons. NCBI's taxonomy places the organism in Eukaryota, Metazoa, Arthropoda, Insecta, Lepidoptera, Crambidae. The record is from RefSeq and is a predicted model, not a curated record. The coding region runs from base 151 to 477 and encodes 108 amino acids.
AAAUUAUUCCGGUCACACAAGAAAUGUUUCUUAUCACGCAUUUCCAGUGGAUCCAAAUAGAAGGAGAAAGUGGAUAGAGGCAGUCAGAAGACAAAAUACGUGGAUUUCAACUAAAAACCACUACAUUUGUAGCAUUCAUUUUGCGGAAGAAUGCUACAAUGCCAAUUCUACGAAACAGAGAAACUGCACAAAGAUUCUAUACCUACAUUGAAUUUGCCUAAAUUUUCACAUGAAACAAAAGAUGAUGAGAUCGACAUAGAUGGAACAUACAAAACAAGCACACCAGUAAAUGUUUUAUUUUCGGUAUGCAAUACCGAGGUGGAACCUUUUAGAUCGGUGUCAUCCAUCACGUUUAGUGAAAUACCGGGGUGGUUGGAACUUGAUUUGGUCCAUCCUGUCAUCAACUGUUUUUCAAUGGGACGACUUCUGAACAUCAGAGAGAUCUUGACUGUCAAGAUACGUGAAUUAGGCCACUGAACUUUUCAAAACAAAACCAACACAGGUGAAAUAUCUGAGCAUCUCCCUUGACAACAAAUUGAACUGGGCGAGUCAUAUCGACAACAUGCAUAGUGCCUAGCAAACAUAGCAGCCACGGGUUGUAUGAGAACCACUCUUAUCGGCAUCACUUGACUUCUUUCUGAAUCUCAGACAUUUAGACCUCAUUAUUCAGGAGGAAGCACAAGCACCCACUCUAAGACUUAAAGGAAACGAUCUAUGAAA